GUUAUCGAGCAGCGACGACGGGCGGAGUUUUGUCUGCUAAUUUUCUAACCUCUCGAACUGUCAGUGUCCGUUGAUCGUACGUAAACAGAGAAUCGGAGACUCGCGAAGCUUCAAAAUGACGUCCAUAUUCGACCAGUAUGAGCAGGAUUCCCAGAGGUCAAAACAUCCUGUGGCUCCGUCCAUCAGGCCUGAUAUCAGCACAACUGGAUUCAUUCACAUGAAGCUUCGGGAUGAUGGUCCCAUAUUCACCAAACAGAAAGUCAAUUUCAUGCCCUCGGACGACAUCACGCAUCUUGCGGUCAGCAGCAACUUGAUCGUCAUCGCCAUGGCUAAUAACGUUCUAUUACGCAUAGACAUGAAGCACCCGGACAAACCUGAGGAGAUCGACAUCUCAAAGUACUCGGCGAACAUGAAAUUGUCCGGUCUUUUUCUGGAUCCCCUUGGUCAUCAUCUGCUGCUCGCGAUGGUUCCCAACAAAGGAGAGACUCCACCUGCAGAGCUCUUCUAUCUUCACAGAAAAACGACGAAACUUAAGCAGGCUGGAAAAUUUAGAGGUCACGAGAUCACUGCUGUAGGAUGGAAUUUCGCCAACACUUCGGAGACCACCUCUGGUCCCAUACUGCUCGGAACGUCGAAGGGGCUGAUUUUUGAGACUGAAAUCGCACUCGAUGGUGACAAGAUAUUCAACACGAGCCUGGAGCAGUAUUGGAGGCAGCUUCCCAAUUAUCUACCUCUCUACGGCAGUAAAGAGGUGGACGGACUCGUAUUCGACAUAGGCGAGGAGAGCAAGCCGCCCAUCACAGGUCUGGAGUUCCAUAGAUUGGGAAACAGCGACAGAUACGUGGUGGUGGUUACGACUCUCAUCAGGAUUUAUCAGUACAUUGGGUCCGUCACUACUUUGGACGAGAAGCCGCUGCUUCAGCAGAUCUUCAACAAAUAUUUAAACGCCAAGGAGAGAUUCAAUCAGUUGGACAGUACCCUGCCUUAUUCAAAAAUGCAGUUCUAUUAUUCGGAACCGAAACAGUUGCCAAAGUCUUUUGGCUGGUUGACCGAAACUGGCAUAGUAUAUGCGCAGAUCGAUCCAAACGUCGACCCGAAAAACGUGUUGGUGAAUAAAAAGGUGAUAACAUGCCCGGAAACGAGUCUGAUCGGUGGAAACAUUUCGCAUUCAUCAGAAAGGCCGCUAUCUUUCGUGCUGACUGAAUUUCAUACGCUGCUUUUAUACUCGGAUCGGGUCAAGGGACUUUGCCUUCUCAACCAGGAGCUGAUCUUUGAGGACAUCUACAACGACGCGUUCGGUAAGCUCGUCAACAUAACUAAAGACCCCAUGACAGGCUCUAUAUGGGCCUUUAGCGAGCGCGCCGUCUUCAAGUACAAAGUCACCAAAGAGGACAGGAACGUUUGGCAGAUUUAUGUUGACAAGGGAGAAUUCGAUCUGGCCAAGAAAUACUGCAAGGAUAAUCCGGCGCACAUUGAUCACGUGCUGGUAAAACAAGCGGAAAUGUUGUUCGCAAACAAGGAGUACGAACAGAGUGCGAUCAUUUACGCCGACACGCACUCGUCGUUCGAGGAGGUAUCCCUGAAAUUUUUGCAGGAGUGGCAGAUCGAGGCGUUGAAAACGUUUCUGAAAAAGAAGUUAGAGGGGCUCAAACCGCAGGAUAAAACUCAGGUGACAAUGAUAGUCGUCUGGGUUGUGGAACUUUUUAUGAACCAAAUGGGCGCUCUGAGGGGCGACCACACUUCGCAUCUCCACAAUCCGCGGUAUCAAGAACUCCAGAAACAGUUCGACAGCUUUUUAGCAAUACCGAAAGUCGAGGAGUGCAUACGAACGCACAAAAGCUCGAUAUACGACCUGAUGGCGAGCCAUGGAGACAAGGAGAACCUGAUUCGCCUGACGAUAAUGCACCGCAAUUACGAGGAAGUGAUACGCCAGCAUCUGUACAAAAACAACUACUUGGAGGCUCUGAACGUUCUGAAAAGUCAGGGAAACAGAGAACUGUUCUAUCAAUUCGCAGGCACGCUUUUGCAGGAGCUUCCGAAACCAACUGCGCUCGCACUCAUCUCUCAAGGCUCGAUGCUCAAGCCGUCCAAACUUCUGCCAGCCCUGGUCUCCUGCAACAACGAUGAGAAACACGCCCAGGAAGUGAUUCGCUACCUGGAAUUCUGCGUCUACAAACAAGGCUGUCAGGAGCAGGCGAUACACAAUUACCUCCUGUCUCUGUACGCUCGCUACAAGUCAGACGAGGUGCUGCGAUACAUCAGUUCGCAAGGCCAAGACAUCGGCAUGGUUCCUUAUGACGUUCAUUUCGCACUGCGGCUAUGCAAGGAGGCGAAGCUGACCAAAGCCUGUGUCCAGUUGUCGGCUCUGCUUGGGCUCUGGACGGCUGCGGUGGACUUGGCGUUGACGAUAAGCGUCGAUUUGGCCAAGCAGAUUGCCUCUAUGCCGUCGCAGAACGACGACGAGCUGAGGAAGAAGCUCUGGCUGAAAAUAGCUGAGCACGUGGUCAAAGAGCGGGACGAUAUCAAAGAGGCAAUGGAGUUUCUGCAGCAGUGCGAUUUGGUCAGAAUCGAAGACAUUCUUCCGUUUUUCUCGGAUUUUGUUACCAUCGAUCACUUCAAAGACGCCAUCUGCAACUCGUUACAGGAGUACAAUCAACACAUCCAAGACCUCAAGGAGGAGAUGGAAGAGGGGACCAAGGCGGCGGAGCUGAUCAGGAAAGACAUACAGUCGUUUAGAAACAGAUGCAUUUUCAUCCCAGCCAAAGACACCUGCAACACUUGCGAUGUUCAGCUGCUGCUCAGAUCGUUCUAUGUAUUUCCCUGCGGGCACAGAUUUCACAGCGAUUGUCUUGUCGCCGCCCUUAUUCCCAUGCUCUCCAUGGAGCAGAGAACGAAGCUUGCCGAUCUCCAGCGUCAGUUGACUACCGCCUCUGGGAAGGCCGAGGACACAAAUUCCAUCGGCUCAGUUUCCCUGUCCACCAAGGAUCAGAUCAAAGCCGACAUCGACGAUCUUGUCGCCUCCGAGUGCAUCUACUGCGGAGAGCUAAUGAUCGAAUCGAUAGACAAGCCGUUCAUCGAGGAGGAAGAUUACGAGAGAGUGAUGAAAGAGUGGGACUGAAUUACGGCGCGGAUAAUAAAGGGAGUCGUAUUCUUGAUUCUCUACAACAAUUAGCGGAAAUUAUUUUCCUAAAAACCCCGAAGCGAGAUUAAAAUCGAAGGGAAGGGCAGGUCGGAGUAUUCAAAGAACAGAACACUGGCUUGUUAUUUGUAUAGGAUUGUUUACAGCAGCGACAAAGGUCCGAGUAGGUAUGUAAAAACAAGAGC
Diprion similis is the source of this 3324-nucleotide messenger RNA. RefSeq names its product vacuolar protein sorting-associated protein 18 homolog (gene dor). Gene Ontology annotation, cellular component: HOPS complex; endosome. Gene Ontology annotation, molecular function: protein-macromolecule adaptor activity. NCBI's taxonomy places the organism in Eukaryota, Metazoa, Arthropoda, Insecta, Hymenoptera, Diprionidae. The transcript has 19 exons. Gene Ontology annotation, biological process: endosome organization; organelle fusion; intracellular protein transport. The record is from RefSeq and is a predicted model, not a curated record. The coding region runs from base 116 to 3118 and encodes 1000 amino acids.